Molecule: messenger RNA, 796 nt
Organism: Triticum aestivum (bread wheat)
Lineage: Eukaryota; Viridiplantae; Streptophyta; Magnoliopsida; Poales; Poaceae
Product: cell number regulator 2
Exons: 4
Coding region: 53-514 (153 amino acids)
Source: RefSeq, a predicted model, not a curated record
GGGCAGUCAGUCGUCGUCCGGAAUAACCCGACUCCGUCCUUAAAUACGAGCCAUGCCCAGCGUACAGGGCCGCUCACACAGCAGGCAAGCAGCACCGACGCCCACCAUGGCCAACACUACCUCCUGGUCCAGUGGCCUGUGCGGCUGCUUCGACGACGUUGGCGGCUGUUGCCUGACCUUCUUCUGCCCCUGCGUCACCUUCGGGAGGAUCGCCGCGAUCGUCGACAAGGGAGAAACAUCUUGCUUUGUGAGCGGGACCGGGUAUCUGCUCCUGAACUGGUUGACGGGGUUGGCCUGCCUCCACUCCUUCCGCUACCGCUCCAAGCUGCGGGAACAGUAUGGCCUCCAGGAGAAGCCCUGCCCCGACUGCUGCGUCCACAUGUUCUGCGAGGCCUGCGCCCUCUGCCAGGAGUACCGCGAGCUCAAGACCCGCGGCUUCGACAUGAGCGCCGGAUGGCAGGAGAAUGGCGCCGCGACCGCCGCGCCCCAGAUGAACCCAGGGAUGACUCGCUAGUGCGUCCGCAUCUUCCGAUCAGUCGACUACUGCACACACUGCAUGCAUAUCAGUCUGACUACUGCACACAGUGCAUGCCAGCUUCUACGCCGGUCUCGUCAUCAGAUUAUGUUUAUGAUCGAGUGUAUCGUGUCCGCCUUCCACAUAUGAGUCGUUUCCAUAGAUAUUCGAAUCGGUAUAAUUGUAUCAAUGCCUUCUUUAUGUGAUAUAUGCGUGUUAUUGAGCGUGUGGACUGUAUGGGCGUCUAUAUCCAUGAUCAAUAUAACUUCCAACUUCUGCUUC